Molecule: messenger RNA, 3027 nt
Organism: Cryphonectria parasitica EP155
Lineage: Eukaryota; Fungi; Ascomycota; Sordariomycetes; Diaporthales; Cryphonectriaceae
Exons: 3
Coding region: 662-2716 (684 amino acids)
Biological process (GO): glycerol-3-phosphate metabolic process
Cellular component (GO): glycerol-3-phosphate dehydrogenase (FAD) complex; mitochondrion
Molecular function (GO): glycerol-3-phosphate dehydrogenase (quinone) activity
Source: RefSeq, a predicted model, not a curated record
CUCUAUGUGUCUUCUCUUUCCUCCUCGUCUCUCCUAAAGACAUAAAUACUGUUAAUCCUGGGUUGGUCACAAAUAACGCAUACGAUUAAAAACGAAAGAAGGCACUGGGAAAGAUAGGAAGGAAAAGAAGAAGAAAAGAGAAGGGUUGGAAAAAGGACACUCUCAUAAAGGUACUGUGUGUAUCAAAAUCUACUGACACGGACAAUUAUCGGGGAGGGUCAGUCUUUGCUGGUGAGCACUCGAGGGCAGGAACAGUCCGUCCAUCAAUUAAAGCCCACAAUUCAACGUCAUCGUCCUCCACCCUACGCCUCGUCCUUCCCACAAACACACACUACAGUACACUACACUUACUCGAGUACACCUGAAAUCAACCUCCCAACGAUGUUGUCCUCCUAAUCCUCUCCUGCAACAGCAUCUGCUUGCCACCUCAUCCUCUUCCCCUCCUCCUUUUCGAGUCUUGGUCAAUUUUUUUUCUUUCUUUGAGAGACCGGGCGUGCUUGCUCACCACCUCCCCUUAGAGGUUCUUGUGCUCGCCCCCGACAAGGGCUACCUCUUUGCGACCCCGGCAUAAACACGCAAAGUCCUCUUCCUCCGCCUCCUCCAUCUCCUCCUCUUCGCCGCCGCCCGCCGCCGCCCAUAAACUCCCGAGACGACGUACAAGAUGCCGGCCUUCACAAAAUCUGCCCGCCCUGGUCUAUUACGGCGGCUUGCCGUUCCAGCCUCCAUCGCCACUGUAGCAGGUGGUCUCGUUGUCUACGCAUACCGGCCUCGCGAGAUACCCGGCCACGAGCCACCAGCCGUCCCUCCUGUGUACGGCGCGGACGGCAACUUCAAGCCGCCGCGUUUCCCUCGCGAGAAGUCCCGUCUAGAACAGAUAGCAGACCUCAAGAGGAGUGCAGCCGAGCCUGAAAAGGAAUACGAUGUUCUGGUGAUAGGUGGCGGUGCCACAGGCUCCGGUGUCGCCCUUGAUGCGGCCACCCGCGGUCUCAAGGUCGCCCUCGUCGAGCGUGACGACUUCAGCUCCGGCACCAGCAGCAAGAGCACAAAGCUCGUCCACGGCGGCGUCCGCUACCUCGAGAAGGCCGUCUGGAACCUCGACUACGCCCAGUACCAGCUCGUGAGGGAGGCCCUCAAGGAGCGCAAAUACUUCUUGCAGACUGCGCCCCACCUCAGCAUGUGGCUCCCCAUCAUGCUGCCCCUCGACAAGUGGUGGAAGAUCCCCUACUACUGGGCCGGCACCAAGUUCUACGACCUCCUGGCCGGCAGCGAGGGCAUUGAGAGCUCCUACUUCCUCACCAAGAGCAAGGCCAUCGACGCCUUUCCCAUGCUCAAGAGGACAGACCUGGUCGGCGCCCUGGUCUACUACGACGGUGCCCAUAACGACUCCCGCAUGAACGUCUCCAUCGCCAUGACCGCAGCCCUGUAUGGCGCCACCACCGUCACCCACAUGGAGGUCACAGGCCUGGACAAGGACGCCGGCGGCAGGCUCUGCGGUGCCAGGGUCAAGGACUUGGUCCCCGAGAGGGACGGCAAGACGGGCGAGGAGUUCAACAUCAAGGCAAAGUGCAUCAUCAACUGCACGGGUCCCUUUACCGACGGCAUCCGGAAGCUCGACAACCAAGACUGCAAGGAGAUUGUUGCCCCGGCCUCGGGCGUGCACAUCAUCCUGCCUGGCUACUACAGCCCCGGCAAGAUGGGCCUGCUCGACCCGUCUACGUCGGAUGGCCGUGUCAUCUUCUUCCUCCCAUGGCAGGGCAACACAAUCGCCGGCACGACGGACAAGCCUGCAUCCGUCUCCAAGGACCCUCUGCCUGACGACGAGUCGAUCAAGUGGAUUCUGAACGAGAUCCGGCACUACCUCUCGCCGGACAUCAACGUCCGGGAGGGAGACGUGCUGGCCGCCUGGUCUGGGCUGCGGCCUCUGGUUAAGGACCCCAAGGCCAAGAACACCGAGUCUCUGGUCCGCAACCACUUGAUCGAUAUCUCCGACUCGGGCCUGGUGACCUGCGCUGGUGGCAAGUGGACUACCUACCGCCAGAUGGCCGAGGAGUGCGUCGACGCCGCUGUCAAGGAGUUUGGGCUGCGCACGCGCCCUGUGGUGGAUGCCCCUCGUGUCAGCGGCACGGACAUUAUCGACGACGGCGCCAUACUGGACGGCUCGUGCCAGACACACAAGGUCAGGCUGAUAGGUGCCCACGGGUUCAGCCGCACCCUCUUCAUCCACAUCAUACAGCACUUUGGUGUGGAGACGGAGGUCGCCAAGCACCUCACAGAGAGCUAUGGUGAUCGCGCAUGGACUGUCGCCUCCCUGUGCAAGCCGACGGAACACCGCUUCCCCGCGCGCGGCGAGCGCAUCUCCCAGCUCUAUCCUUUUGUCGACGGAGAGAUCCGCUACGCCGUCCGCCAUGAGUAUGCACAGACUGCGGUCGAUGUGCUGGCCAGGAGGAUGAGGUUGGCAUUCCUCAAUGCCCAGGCCGCCCUCGAGGCCCUUCCCAAGGUCAUUGAUGUCAUGGCUGAAGAGCUCAAGUGGGACAAGAGGCGACAGGAGGUUGAGUGGAAAGAUACUGUUGCGUUCCUUGAGUCGAUGGGACUGCCCAAGCCCAUGCUCAAUGCAACGCGAAAGCAGGUCGAGCAGGCCAAGCUCGAUUUCACCACCUCGGAGGAGUUCAAGCUCUACGCAAGACAUAACAAGCCCAUUCAAGAUGCUGCCGAGUAAAGCAGUUCUUCAUACUACCAUCAAAGAAAGGGUGGAUUUUUGGUGGUUCUCUUUUUUUUUUUUCCCCCUUUGGGGGGGGGGGGGUCGCCUAUGAGAGCAAUGUCAACAACUUUGGAGUAGGCGUUUCUGGAUAGAGACCCUGUUCAGAUCUUCUUUGAUUUCUUUCUAACUUGCCGGUCGACGAGGAUUGAGUCGCAUCGGAGACAGGCAGACAAGACAGACGGUUACAUUUAUCAGGUUACAUUUAUCAUAAGACAAGAUAGAGAAGGAAGAAGCAGAAGGGGGUUUUUUUUCUCCUUUCUUUCUUGUUC